Messenger RNA from Vigna angularis (adzuki bean), 3458 nucleotides. RefSeq lists its product as uncharacterized. The coding region runs from base 90 to 3458 and encodes 1122 amino acids. Gene Ontology annotation, biological process: DNA integration. The transcript has a single exon. The record is from RefSeq and is a predicted model, not a curated record. NCBI's taxonomy places the organism in Eukaryota, Viridiplantae, Streptophyta, Magnoliopsida, Fabales, Fabaceae. Gene Ontology annotation, molecular function: RNA-DNA hybrid ribonuclease activity; nucleic acid binding.
AUAACAAUGUCGAUAUCCCUAAUCUGGAGCACCCUGUCGAUGAUACGGAAGAUGAUUAUGAAGAUGGUUCGAAACCCUCUCCAGAACUAAUGAGGUUAGUGGAGCAAGAGUCUAAAGAAAUAAAACCCUAUCAGGAGGAUGUCGAAAUACUCAACUUGGGUGAGGAAGACGAGAUUAAAGAAGUAAAAAUCGGUACUACCAUGAAAGAGGAGGUAAGAGAAAGGUUGCGUGUCCUAUUGAAGGAAUUUAAGGACGUGUUUGCUUGGUCGUACAAUGAUAUGCCUGGUUUGGAUACCGAUAUCGUGCAGCAUAAACUCCCUCUUAAGCCCGAAUGCCUCCCGGUCAAACAGAAGCUAAGAAGAAUGAAGCCUGAGAUGUCUUUGAAAAUCAAGGAAGAGGUGCAGAAGCAAUUUGAUGCAGGGUUUUUGGCUGUGGCGAAAUACCCGCAAUGGGUGGCGAAUAUCGUACCAGUACCCAAGAAAGAUGGUAAAGUUCGAAUGUGCGUUGACUACCGUGAUUUGAAUCGUGCAAGUCCAAAAGACAACUUCCCACUACCGCACAUCGACACUCUAGUCGAUAAUACAGCCAAGUUUUCGCUAUUUUCGUUCAUGGAUGGUUUCUCAGGAUAUAACCAGAUCAAGAUGGCGCCAGAAGACAUGGAAAAGACAACCUUUAUCACACUGUGGGGAACUUUUUGUUAUAAGGUGAUGUCCUUUGGGCUCAAGAAUGCCGGGGCAACAUAUCAAAGGGCGAUGGUGGCACUUUUUCAUGACAUGAUGCACAAGGAAAUCGAAGUUUAUGUGGAUGACAUGAUUGCAAAGUCCGAAUCGGAAGAAGAGCACAUUCUCAACUUGAAGAAAUUAUUUGAGAGAUUGAGAAAGUAUAAACUCAGGUUAAACCCCGCCAAAUGCACGUUUGGAGUGAAAUCUGGGAAAUUGUUGGGUUUUGUGGUUAGCCAAAAGGGGAUAGAAGUGGAUCCUGAUAAGGCGCGAGCGAUAAUAGAAAUGCCUGCGCCUAGAACAGAAAAGGAGGUUCGAGGUUUUCUGGGUAGAUUGAACUACAUUGCUAGAUUCAUCUCCCAAUUAACCGCUACAUGUGAACCAAUGUUCAAGUUGUUACGAAAGGAUCAAGCUGUAGUUUUGAAUGAGGACUGUCAAGCCGCUUUUGAAAAGAUCAAACGAUACCUGCAGGACCCUCCCGUAUUACGUCCACCUGAACUAGGAAGACCACUCAUUUUGUAUUUGACUGUGUUGGAUAAGUCAAUGGGCUGUGUGUUGGGUCAGCACGAUGAAGCUGGGAAGAGAGAGCACGCUAUAUACUACUUGAGCAAGAAAUUCACAGACUGCGAACAAAGAUAUACGUCGUUAGAACGAACUUGUUGUGCAUUGGCGUGGGCUGCUCAUCGCUUAAGGCAAUACAUGUUGAGUCACUCAACCUGGUUGAUAUCCAAGGUAGACCCUAUCAAGUUCAUUUUUGAAAAGCCUGCUCUUACUGGAAGGAUAGCUCGGUGGCAGAUGCUGUUGUCAGAAUAUGACAUCGUGUAUGUUACUCAGAAAUCCGUCAAGGGUAGUGCGUUAGCAGAAUACCUGGCUCAUCAACCCAUCAGCGAUUAUCAGCCAAUGCAGCCCGAAUUUCCCGAUGAAGAUAUUAUGGCUCUAUUUGAAGAAGGCAGAAAAAACCGAGACGAAGAAACGUGGACAUUAUUAUUCGAUGGAGCCUCGAAUGUGAUGGGGCAUGGCAUAGGGGCAGUUCUCGUCUCUCCAGAGCAGCAGUACAUACCAAUGACAGCAAGGUUAUGUUUUAAUUGUACAAAUAACAUUGCAGAAUACGAGGCCUGCGUUAUGGGUAUUCGGGCGGCAAUAGAGUUCAAAGUAAAAAUUUUGGAUGUGUAUGGAGAUUCAGCUUUGGUCAUCCACCAGUUGAAGGGAGAGUGGGAAACCAGGGACGCAAAAUUAAUUCCUUACCAAGCUUACAUCAGAGGAUUAAUGGAGUAUUUCGAUGCCGUCACAUUUAACCAUAUACCGCGAGAAGAUAAUCAAUUAGCAGACGCAUUGGCUACUUUGUCAUCAAUGUUUGAAGUCGACCAAAAUGCAGAAUUGCCAAUGAUUGAAAUGAAGAGCCAUGCAGAGCCAGCGUAUUGUCACUUCAUCGAAGAGGAGGUGGAUGGUAAACCUUGGUAUUUUGAUAUCAAGCAUUAUCUUAAGACCCGAGAAUACCCUGAGAAAGCAUCUGAAAAUGAUAAAAGGUCGUUAAGGAGGUUGGCUGGCAGCUUUAUUUUAAACGGGGAUAUUUUAUACAAGAGAAAUCAUGACAUGGUUCUCCUCAGAUGUGUGGAUGCAAAGGAAGCCGAAUUGUUAUUGAAAGAAGUGCACGAAGGUACAUUUGGCACACACAUGAAUGGGCAUUCAAUGGCCAGGAAGAUCUUGAGAGCUGGUUAUUUCUGGUUGACCAUGGAAAAUGAUUGUUGUACACACGUGAGGAAGUGCGAAAAAUGUCAAAUGUAUGCAAACAAUAUCAAUGUGCCGCCCACGACCUUGAACGUGUUGUCUGCGCCGUGGCCAUUUUCGAUGUGGGGGAUAGAUGUUAUCGGAGCUAUAGAGCCAAAAGCGUCAAAUGGACACCGUUUCAUACUAGUCGCGAUCGAUUACUUCACCAAGUGGGUUGAGGCUGCUUCUUAUGCCAACGUGACUAGAAAGGUAGUGACCAAAUUCAUAAAAAAGGAGUUGAUCUGCAGAUACGGGUUACCUAACCAGAUUAUCACUGAUAAUGCCACCAACCUGAACAACCAGAUGAUGGCGGGGUUAUGUGAGGAGUUCAAAAUUCAUCAUCUCAAUUCUUCCCCUUACCGUCCAAAGAUGAAUGGGGCAGUAGAGGCUGCUAAUAAAAAUAUCAAGAAAAUUGUGCAAAAGAUGGUAGUCACCUAUAAAGAUUGGCACGAAAUGCUUCCUUUUGCUUUACAUGGAUAUCGUACAUCAGUACGAACGUCAACUGGGGCAACACCUUUCUCGCUUGUGUAUGGCAUGGAAGCAGUACUUCCAUUUGAGCUGGAAAUCCCAUCUCUACGAGUUUUAAUGGAAACCCAAUUGGAGGAAGCUGAGUGGGUUCAAACUCGGUUCGACCAGCUCAAUCUCAUCGAAGAAAAGAGACUAACAGCGGUGUGCCACGGACAAUUGUACCAAAGAAGAAUGAAAAAAGCUUUCGACAAAAAGGUGCGCCCAAGGGAGUUCCACGAAGGCGAACUGGUGUUAAAGAAGAUUUUGCCUAUACAAAAGGAUCACAGAGGCAAGUGGACCCCAAAUUAUGAAGGACCAUUUGUAGUAAAAAGGGCAUUCUCUGGAGGGGCACUAAUCCUCACAAGGAUGGAUGGAGAGGAGUUACCUUUACCGGUUAAUUCUGAUGCAGUAAAAAAUUUUACGCGUGAUGAUUCCGCGAUAGGGGAUGCUACUAAGGGAUAUUAA